Zasmidium cellare ATCC 36951 is the source of this 1623-nucleotide messenger RNA. RefSeq lists its product as uncharacterized. The transcript is spliced from 3 exons. Lineage: Eukaryota; Fungi; Ascomycota; Dothideomycetes; Mycosphaerellales; Mycosphaerellaceae. The record is from RefSeq and is a predicted model, not a curated record. Bases 1 to 1623 code for a protein of 540 amino acids. Gene Ontology annotation, molecular function: iron ion binding; oxidoreductase activity, acting on paired donors, with incorporation or reduction of molecular oxygen; heme binding.
AUGCUCUCCUAUCAAGAUCAAAACAUCACAACCCUCCUGGUCCAGCUCCUCGCCCUUCCCAUCAUCUUCCUCACAGCAUGGCUCACAAUCUCCUACACCCGCAUCCUGCUCCUCCGACGGCGCCUCCCAUCAGGUCCAUUUCCCCUCCCCUUCCUCGGCAACUACUUUGACAUGCGAAUGAAACGCCCCUGGAUCCACUGGGAACGACUCGCCCGCCAAUACCAGGCUCCUUUGAUGACGCUCUGGAACGGCCAUCGCCCAGUCAUCGUGUGCAGCGACGCUUGGGUUAUAUCUGAGCUGUUCGAGAAGAGAGCGAGUAUCUACUCGAGUCGACCGCGGAUGGUGUGCAUGGGGGAUUUGACCAACACGAGCGAGAAUAAUCAGGUGUGUUUGAAGUAUGGAGAACGGUGGAGGGUGCAUAGGCGGUUGACGCACACCGCCGUCGGCACCCAAUCCCUCAAACCGCACCGCCCUUUCCAAAGCGAUGAAUCCACCAUCCUCCUCCGCGAUAUCCUGCUACAGCCUUCUUCAUACGUCCCCGCCAUCGAACGCUACUCCUGCUCGGUCGUCUCCAUCAUUGGCUGGGGACGUCGAAUCGACCGUCUCAACGAUCAAGUCGCCCAGAUGGCGCUGGCGUUCAUGGAAGUUGUUAACGCCGUCAUCCCUGGACAAGCGAUGAUGGAGAUCAUGCCGUGGCUAACGAGGUUGCCCGCGUGGGUCAAUCCUUUGCCGGGGAGGGUUCUGGCGGAAGCGACGAGGCACACGAGGUAUUUUUAUGAGAUGACGAAGGAGAGUGCGGAGACGAGGGCUGAGGGAUCUUUUUCGAAAAGGUUGAUGCGGGAGAAGGAGGAGAGCGGAUUGACUUGGAAGGAAGUCGGAAAUUUGACGUCGAAUUUAAUUGGAGGCGGCGUGGAUACGACGAGUAGUUCGAUGGUCAGUCUCAUUCUCGCCAUGUGCUGUUUUCCAGAGAAACAACGCAAUGCCCAAGAGGAACUAGACCGAGUCGUCGGACAAACCCGCAUGCCAACCUGGGAAGACGAAGGCUCCCUCCCCUACCUCACCGCAACCGUGUCAGAAGUCCUCCGCUGGCGAACCGUAACCGUCCUGGGCGGCCUCCCUCACGCUCCGAUCCAAGACGAUGAGUAUCAAGGGUACUUCAUCCCGAAGGACACGUGGAUUGUAGGCAACAUCUGGGCGAUCCAUCGAAACCCUCGCGAUUAUCCUGAGCCUGAUGAGUUUCGACCGGAGAGGUUCUUGAGGGGAUUGGAGAGGCCGCAUCCGAGUAAGAAGGGGCAUAGUGCUUUUGGGUGGGGUAGGAGGCAGUGUAGUGGGCAGCCGUUGGCGGAGCAGGGACUUUGGCUUGUGACGGCCAGGUUGUUGUGGGCAUUUGAUAUCAAGCCGGGGGUGGACGAAGAGGGUGAUGAGAUUCCUCUCGACAUUUUCGCGUAUACCGCGAGCGAAAACCAGCGCCCGGAGCCAUUCGAGGCUCGUUUCAUUCCCAGGUCGGCCGAGAUCGAGAAGAUGAUCCUGACUGAAGCUGAAGCGGCUCGAGAGCGACUGAGGGGAUAUGACGGCGAGCCGAAGAUCAAACUCGACGAUAUACCAUCACUUCACCUAGAUUGA